CGCGCCCUGGGGCGUCGUCUCCUGCGAACGGAGCCCGCGGCGGGCGGGGACCCGGGGGGCAGCUGCUGCGUGUCGCGAUAAGGGAGAAGCGAGGCGAACCGCGGGGGAAGGAAAUGACCGUGCUGGAUGGAGCCCUCCGAGCACCUCGGGGCUGCUCCCGGCCCUGCUGCGGCGGCGAGAGCGGGCCCCGGGCAGGGGGCGGCCGGGGGGGGGGCCGGGGGGCUGCGAGCCCUGCACCCGCGGGGCUGCUCGCUGGCCGAAGCGCCCCUCCGUCGUUAGAUCCAGAGUGGGCUUCUUACAAACUUGGAAUAUUCAUUUGCUUGAAUUGCUCCGGAAUCCAUCGCAAUCUUCCUCAAAUCAGCAGGGUCAAAUCCCUUCGGCUUGACUUCUGGGAGAAUGAUCUUAUAGAGUUUAUGAAGAAGCAUGGGAAUCUCUGUGCCAAAGCUAAAUAUGAGGCCAAAGUCCCCCCCUACUAUUACAUCCCCCAGGCCUGUGACUGCUUGGUUUUAAAAGAACAAUGGAUUAGAGCUAAAUAUGAGCGUGAGGAAUUUGUUGCCACCCGAGUCUGCCAAGAUCCUUGUUCUGCAGGUAGCCACGAAGGAUUCCUCUGGAAGCGCGGGCGGGAAAGCAGACAGUUCCAGAAGAGGCGAUUCCUCCUGUCAGCAAGGGAAGGGAUGUUGAAGUACUACACUAAAGAAACCAAAGGUCCAAAAGCCACUAUCAGCAUUGAGAAACUGAAUGUGAUGUUCCAGACAGAAAAAAUCCAACAUGCUCAUGGACUGCAGAUCACCUACAAGACAAAUGGUCAGACAAGGAACCUUUUUGUCUAUCAUGAAAGUGGAAAGGAGAUUGUUGACUGGUUCAAUGCCAUCCGGGCAGCACGUUACCAUUAUCUUAGAACAACCUUCCCAACUGUCCCUGAGUCUGAGCUUGUAUCCCGGAUCACAAGAAAUUAUGUCAAAGAAGGAUAUAUGGAGAAAACGGGACCAAAGCAGAAGGAGACCUUCAAGGUGCGCUGGUUCAGCCUGGACUCUCAGGAGAGGAACCUGCUAUACUUUAAAAAUCCACUGGAUGCAUUUGCACUGGGCCAGAUUUUUAUUGGAAGGAUGGAUGAGGGCUAUGAAGCACGAGCUGGCUUGCCCCAGGGAGUCUGUGUGAAGAAGAGGAAACCAGGGAUCACCAUGGUCACACCAACACGAGAGUUUUUGUUUAUAUGUGAGAACGAUAAGGAGCAGAGGGAGUGGAUAGACGCCCUGAAUGGAGUCAUUGCCCAGCCUUUGACUGGUUAA
Molecule: messenger RNA, 1289 nt
Organism: Cygnus olor (mute swan)
Lineage: Eukaryota; Metazoa; Chordata; Aves; Anseriformes; Anatidae
Gene: ADAP2
Product: ArfGAP with dual PH domains 2
Exons: 10
Coding region: 114-1289 (391 amino acids)
Biological process (GO): positive regulation of GTPase activity
Cellular component (GO): intracellular membrane-bounded organelle; plasma membrane
Molecular function (GO): GTPase activator activity; phosphatidylinositol bisphosphate binding
Source: RefSeq, a predicted model, not a curated record